AAGCGAGCGUGCGUGCGUACGUGCGCGCGGCGGCCCUGAAAGCGGCGCUGGGAGCCUGAGGCGGCUCCGGCUGAGGCGGCUCCUCCGGCGGCGGCGCUCCCCGCCCCCGAGUCCCCGCUGCCCGCCUCUCCUCCCGGUCCGCCGGCGCAGGCCGCUCCCCGGGAACCGAAGAUGCCGGCCGUGUCCAAGGGGGACGGGAUGCGGGGCCUGGCCGUCUUCAUCUCCGACAUCCGCAACUGCAAAAGUAAAGAAGCAGAAAUAAAGAGAAUAAACAAGGAGCUGGCAAACAUCAGAUCAAAAUUUAAAGGUGACAAGGCUCUUGACGGCUACAGUAAAAAGAAAUAUGUCUGCAAGUUGCUCUUCAUCUUUCUCCUGGGCCACGACAUUGACUUUGGGCACAUGGAGGCGGUGAACCUGCUGAGCUCCAACAGAUACACGGAGAAGCAGAUUGGGUACCUGUUCAUCUCCGUGCUGGUGAACUCCAACAGUGAGCUGAUCCGGCUCAUCAACAACGCCAUCAAGAACGACCUGGCCAGCCGCAACCCCACCUUCAUGGGCCUGGCCCUGCACUGCAUCGCCAACGUGGGCAGUCGGGAGAUGGCCGAGGCCUUCGCUGGGGAGAUCCCCAAAGUCCUGGUAGCUGGCGACACCAUGGACAGUGUGAAGCAGAGCGCCGCCCUGUGUCUGCUGCGUCUGUACCGGACGUCUCCUGAUCUCGUCCCCAUGGGUGACUGGACGUCCCGUGUGGUGCACCUCCUCAAUGACCAGCACUUGGGUGUGGUGACUGCUGCCACCAGUCUCAUCACCACCUUGGCACAGAAGAACCCAGAAGAGUUUAAAACCUCCGUCUCUCUGGCCGUCUCCAGAUUAAGCAGAAUUGUGACGUCUGCGUCCACAGACCUGCAGGAUUACACUUACUAUUUUGUUCCGGCUCCCUGGCUGUCAGUCAAACUUCUGCGGUUGCUACAGUGCUACCCACCCCCAGAAGACCCUGCCGUGCGAGGCCGCCUGACCGAGUGCCUGGAGACGAUUCUGAACAAGGCCCAGGAGCCGCCGAAGUCCAAGAAGGUGCAGCAUUCCAACGCCAAGAACGCCGUGCUCUUUGAGGCAAUCAGCCUCAUCAUUCACCACGACAGUGAGCCAAACCUGCUUGUCCGCGCCUGUAACCAGCUGGGCCAGUUCCUGCAGCACCGGGAGACCAACCUGCGCUACCUGGCCCUGGAGAGCAUGUGCACACUGGCGAGCUCCGAGUUCUCCCACGAGGCCGUGAAGACGCACAUCGAGACGGUCAUCAACGCUCUGAAGACGGAGAGGGACGUGAGUGUGCGUCAGCGGGCCGUGGACCUCCUAUACGCCAUGUGUGACCGCAGCAACGCCCAGCAGAUCGUGGCCGAGAUGCUCAGCUACUUGGAGACAGCAGACUACUCCAUCCGAGAAGAGAUUGUGCUGAAGGUGGCCAUCUUGGCGGAGAAGUACGCCGUGGACUACACAUGGUACGUGGACACCAUCCUAAACCUGAUCCGCAUUGCCGGCGACUACGUGAGCGAAGAGGUGUGGUACCGUGUCAUUCAGAUAGUCAUCAACCGGGACGACGUGCAGGGCUACGCUGCCAAGACGGUGUUCGAGGCGCUGCAGGCCCCUGCGUGCCAUGAGAACCUGGUCAAAGUGGGCGGCUACAUCCUGGGGGAGUUCGGGAACCUGAUAGCUGGGGACCCAAGAUCCAGCCCCCUGAUCCAGUUCAGCCUGCUGCACUCCAAGUUCCACCUGUGCAGCGUGCCCACCAGGGCGCUGCUCCUGUCCACCUACAUCAAGUUCGUGAACCUGUUUCCGGAGGUGAAGGCCACCAUCCAGGACGUGCUGCGCAGCGACAGCCAGCUGAGGAACGCAGACGUGGAGCUGCAGCAGCGGGCCGUGGAGUACCUGCGGCUCAGCACGGUCGCCAGCACCGACAUCCUGGCCACUGUCCUGGAGGAGAUGCCCCCGUUCCCCGAACGCGAGUCGUCCAUCCUGGCCAAGCUCAAGAAGAAGAAGGGCCCGAGCACGGUGACAGGCCUGGAGGACAGCAAGCGGGAGCGGGGUGCCGACAUCAAUGGGGGCCCCGAGCCCACACCAGCCAGUGCCGCGUCCACUCCUUCUCCGUCGGCAGACCUCCUGGGUCUGGGCGCUGCGCCACCAGCUCCCGUGGGCCCCCCAGCCUCCUCCGGCGGGCUGCUUGUGGACGUGUUCUCAGACUCACCCUCUGCAGUCGCACCUCUCGCUCCCGGCUCUGAGGACAACUUUGCCAGGUUUGUCUGUAAAAAUAACGGUGUGUUAUUUGAAAACCAGUUGCUUCAGAUUGGACUUAAGUCUGAAUUUCGGCAGAAUUUAGGUCGGAUGUUUAUAUUUUACGGUAAUAAGACCUCCACACAGUUCUUAAAUUUCACUCCAACACUAAUCUGUUCAGACGACCUUCAGGCUACUCUGAGCCUGCAGACCAAGCCCGUGGACCCGACGGUGGACGGGGGCGCCCAGGUGCGGCAGGCGGUGAACAUAGAGUGCGUGUCGGACUUCACGGAGGCACCCGUCCUCAAUAUCCAGUUCAGGUAUGGGGGCACCUUUCAGAACGUGUCUGUCAAGCUGCCCAUCACACUCAACAAGUUUUUCCAGCCCACCGAGAUGGCUUCUCAGGAUUUCUUUCAGCGUUGGAAGCAGCUGAGCAAUCCCCAACAAGAAGUCCAGAACAUUUUCAAGGCAAAGCAUCCAAUGGACACAGAAAUCACGAAAGCCAAGAUCAUUGGAUUUGGUUCUGCGCUCCUUGAGGAAGUCGAUCCUAAUCCUGCGAAUUUUGUGGGCGCCGGUAUCAUCCACACCAAAAGCACCCAGAUCGGGUGCUUACUGCGUCUGGAGCCCAACCUGCAAGCCCAGAUGUACCGGCUCACACUGCGGACGAGCAAGGAGACCGUCUCCCAGAGACUGUGUGAAUUGCUGUCGGAUCAGUUCUAACUGACGCGGGCGGAGGCCCAGGCCCAUGUGCCUGCCUCCCUCGUCACCUGUCCUCACAGCCGUGCUGCACGUGAAUCCCCCGUCGUCCUCGGUCGCAGUGCCGGCGGCCCCUUCUGGGCGUGGAUGGGGUACAAGUGAGCAGUUACGAAGAAAAGGCUAAGCCCGGACGGCAGCCUUCUGCCAAGGCGGGAGGACGCGUGUCUCCUCGGAUCAGUUUUUAUAGAAAUCAAGACAGCUCUGUGGUUAAGUCUACAAAUUAAAGGGAAAUUAGAAGUUGAA
Rhinolophus ferrumequinum (greater horseshoe bat) is the source of this 3261-nucleotide messenger RNA. It is a transcript of the gene AP2A2, whose product is annotated as adaptor related protein complex 2 subunit alpha 2. The record is from RefSeq and is a predicted model, not a curated record. Gene Ontology annotation, biological process: intracellular protein transport; clathrin-dependent endocytosis. Gene Ontology annotation, molecular function: clathrin-cargo adaptor activity. The coding region runs from base 172 to 2982 and encodes 936 amino acids. Gene Ontology annotation, cellular component: membrane coat; AP-2 adaptor complex. The transcript is spliced from 22 exons. Lineage: Eukaryota; Metazoa; Chordata; Mammalia; Chiroptera; Rhinolophidae.